Phragmites australis (common reed) is the source of this 5459-nucleotide messenger RNA. RefSeq lists its product as uncharacterized. Lineage: Eukaryota; Viridiplantae; Streptophyta; Magnoliopsida; Poales; Poaceae. Bases 112 to 5127 code for a protein of 1671 amino acids. Gene Ontology annotation, cellular component: nucleus; exosome (RNase complex). The transcript is spliced from 9 exons. The record is from RefSeq and is a predicted model, not a curated record.
GCCCCCAAAAUCAUCCCGAGCUCCAGCUGCUUCCCUUCCCUUCUCGAGAGGAGAGGCGGGGACGAGACGAGCGCGGCGGCAUCGCCUCCCAAAACCCUCGCCUCCCCUCCCAUGUCGAGCCCGCGACCCGCCCCCGCACCCGCCCCAGCCGCCGCCGCAGCCGCAGCAGCAGGCCAGAACCCUAGAGCGGCCCCCUCCGCUCCGGCGGCGGCGAGGGCGCGCGAGGAGGGCGAGGUCUCCUCCGGCGCCGACGACGACGAGGCACUGCAAACUCGAUUGGAUGCUCCAUACAAUGUUGGGAAGUUUGUGGAGCCUGGUGCUCAAGUCCCUGGUAAAGGUGGUAAUGCCUUGAGUGUCACAAAUGUUAUGGCUCACAAAACAGCUGCUCCAAGUUAUAAGAAGAUCAUGAGGGUGAAUCAAGGGCAAUUCAAACCCGGCACAAAUCGAAAUCUUACAUGGCAGAAGCCUGUGUCAAGUGAUAACCUUGUGAUAACUUUCUCUGAUGAUGAUAGUGGGACCGACUCAGGAAAGACAAAGCAAGAUAGAGUUAGAGAUAUUAAGGCCAGCUCUCAAGGUACACAGAAAACAAGGACUAGUAUGCAAACUAGGAUCAUGAGAGAGGAAGCACCUCAGCAUAAAACCCACAGUGCAAAGAUAGGAUCCGCAAACUUCCCUGCUUUUCCACUCACACUCAGAAAUGCAGGGGCUAGUAGGGGAUCAAGUGCUACGUUUUUUAGGAGAGAACCACCUAUGCGCCAAGUUACUCCUCUAAAGUCUAAGCAAAAGGAUGGAAAUGGUGUAGGAGUAAAUUCUGCGGAUCAUAGGUUAGAAAGCUUGCGCCAUAAAAUAGCGGCUAGAGAAAAUGAACUAAAAAGUCAAAAAAGACAUAUGUCUGUUGCUAUGAAGAAUGCAGAUCUCUCUACUGAUCAGGCAAGGCUGCCAUCAGAAAAGAUAGGAUUUGAAACUUUCAACAGUGGUGAAUGCUCACGCCUUAAUAGUCCAUUUGAACAUGAUGGAGGACCUAGUAAAAGAUUGAAGCCCAAUCAGCAGCAUUCCUACAGUCAAGUUUGCAGUGACUUGGUAACACUGGCACCUAUUAGUUGUUCGACAGGGAAAAACAACAUGCAAUCUUCUGAAGUGAUAGAUCACCUUGCAAAUGGAACUACCGUGAACUGUAGUGUUGAUGAAACAGAGCAUGCAGUCACAGAAGAACUUUCAGGUCAAAUACAGCAUGGUGGUGCACCUAAGAACCUUCCGUCAUCUAAAACCCACCGCAAAGGUACAGAAGGUGCUGGGAAUCAUUCUACGGUUGAGUUGCGUAGCAGUCUUGCAGCAGCACCAUUUACUAAUGGGCAAAUUAUGCCUGAAGAUACUAGUUUUUUGGUGCCAGUCACUUCUUCCCAAGCUGAGCAACGGGUAAUGCCUAUUGGUACUUCAGCAGUAUUAAACCGUAGGCCACACUUGCAACCUGGAGAGAAUGCCGAUCUUUUGAACAGUAGUCACCAGAUAGGUGCAGAAGGCCAGAACAAAAGAUUGUUCUCUCUGCUUGAGUUGGAGGAACUCCAAGAGAGAGAAUUGGAGGAUGCUCAGGAGCAUAGACGGAAAUGUGAAGUUGAAGAAAGAGAAGCUCUUAGAGCUUAUCGCAAAGCACAAAGAGCUUUAAUGGAGGCAAAUGAAAGGUGUACCAUCCUUCGUAGGAAAAGAGAGAUUUGCUCUGCACAAGUUCAUGGUUUUAUUGCGGAUUCUUUGGUACAGUCAUUGAGUAUUCAGAAUGCUGGAGAUGGCCUUGCAAUGCCAUCACUACUCAAUUCUCAGAUGCAUGCAGAUUGUCAGAUGGCUGAAAAUCAGGGUGGUAGGUACAGUCUAUACCCUGACGAACCUCCUCAGCAGCCAGUUGAUAAGCAUGAGGCACGGCCAAACUAUCAUGAUGAGCUUGCUGCCAGCACUGCUGAUCCAAACUUUGUGAGUACUGCCAAUGAUAACAGCAUGCCUUCAGAUUACAUGGAAGAAGAUCUUCCGUUCACUGCUAGGAGGACAAGAUCAGAGUGUGCUUCACAUCUGGAUAAUCACAUUGAAGAAACUAUACAUGUAUAUGCAGAGGAAAACAGACAAGCUUCUGGUGAUAGUGUGCAGGAUUAUGAGCUUUUAGAAGCUUCUUUGAGGUCUAGAUUGGUGGAAAGAUUUGGGAAGAAAUCAUGUCCGAAUAUCACCGGACAAGGCACCGAAGAACUUGCUGUUGGAAAAGUAGCUGGGGCUGAACAUGACAAAGGGUCUGCACAUGUUGGACUUCAGUUACAGGAAGCAGAGCAGAAUGUUAUGACAACCCUUGAAGAUACAAUGGAGCAUGGAAAUGAUGGCGCUGAAAAGACUGGCGGUCUCUCGAAUUCUAAUAGUGGUCCUUCAAUGGGCAACUGUGAUCCUGAGGACAACAUUUCCUCUCUCAGAGAAUUGUGCAUGCCAUUGAGUACGAACAGUCCCAUUUUCCCUUCAUCAGUUCCACAAAAUGCUGCUAGACACAUCAAGUGGGCAUUUCCUGGCUUUUGUAAGGAAGUUUCAGAUUUCAAAAAUGGCUAUCUGACCAGUGAUGCAGCAUCUGAAGCAACAGAAAGUGUACAAGAUAUAAUACAGGAUCGUGAUGGAGAGAAUGUGAAGAUGCUCCCAACUACACAAAAGGAUAAUGAUAUGGCACACAGUGGGAUCGAUCCCUUCUGGCCCUUCUGCAUGUUUGAGCUCCGAGGAAAAUGCAAUGAUGAAGAGUGCCAAUGGCAACAUGCCGAGCAUCAUGCUUGGAGAAAGUCAAAGCACACAAAAGAUGCAAUGACCUCUGCUUCAGGAAGGAUUCGUUGUGGUCUGUUUCAGCAUAUUCUUCCUGUACCAGCAUACCGUGUUGGUUCGAAUCUUAUUAAAGCUGAUCUGAACUUGAUGCAGUCAGUGUUGGCUAGCAGUUUAUGGCAAUAUUGGCAAAGGGGGUUUUGCGCUUCCUUUCCUUUACCUUUGUCUGUUCAGAGAGUUCUUCCAUCAGAUGCACCAUUCUUACAGACUGGUGAUGGUUUGAUUGCAGAUUUUGAUAGGAACAGACAGCUAUUAAAUUUUCGAAUGCUGGAUAUUAGGAAGAAUAAGAUUGUACAGGGAUCUGUUGAUGUUGAAUUCUUCUUAGAGGGCGCACUUGGUUUAUAUUGCGGAAAAGUAAACAAACCUGACAGGAUCAAGGCUCUUUCACUUCUGGCGCGUGCUAUUGAGGCUGAUCCAAGUACAGUUAUCCUGUGGGUGUUUUAUCUCCAUAUUUACUAUCAAAAGGAUGAAGGACUUGGGAAGGAUGACAUGUUUUCAGAUGCGGUGCAACACAACGUUUACUCCUAUGAACUAUGGCUUAUGUAUAUUAAUAGUAGGUUGCGCUUUGAUGACCGAUUGGAUGCUUAUAAUGAUGCUUUGAGCAUGCUCUGCCAAAUGACAGCAGACACUGACAAGGAUUUCAAAGAAAGAAGUGCUUUCAUACUAGAUAUCUUCUUACAGAUGAUUUACUUCCUGUGCAUGUCUGGAAAUGUAGAGAAGGCGAUUUCUAGGAUUUUGGGGAUUCUUCCAACUGCAGCUCCUGACAAUUCUGGUGACAAGUUGCUCGCUGAUGUCAUUUCUUGCUUGACCAUGUCUGACAGAUGCAUAUUUUGGAUUUCGUGCCUAUAUGUCUCAAUUUACAGGAAGCUUCCAGAGGAAAUUACUGAUCAGCUAGAGUUCCAGAAAUCUCUGCCUCGUGCCUUAGCAUGGCCUGCUGUUGAGCCUAGUGUAGAUAACAGAAGUCAGAUUAUAGAGCUUUUGAAAUAUGCUGCUGAUAAGAUGGCUGUAGAUAUUAGUGAGAGUGUUAAAAAUGGGGAUCCGUCUUACCUGACGUUAUCACAAAUCCUUGCUGUUAACCACAUUAGUUGUCUAGCUGCUCUUGAAGGCUUCAAAUCUUCUGCUGAUAUGCUGGUGAAGUAUAUGGAGGAGUACCCAACGUGUCCUCAGAUUCUCCUUACCUCAGCUUGGCUAGAAAGAAAGUAUGGUACAUGUCCUGGUCUGAAAGGUUUUGAUGAGUUACUAUUGGAUUGGCCUAAAGAGAUGGAAGGAAUUCAAUAUCUGUGGAAUCAAUAUGUCGCGUAUGCUUUGGUCGAUAAUAUUGAGUUAGCUGAGAAGGUACUAGCUUGCUGGUUUGAAGAAUAUGGAGAGGAUCGUGAUACCCAAAGUAAUGUUUCUGUUGGUACAGUAGAAGUCAGCACUGAAGCGUCCGGACAACCAUCACUUGCUUCAGCCCAGAAAGUUGGUUCGAGUCCAUCUACAUCAGAAGAUCAGGUCUUUCGGUUAUUAAAUCUCUCAUUGUAUAAGAUACUAGAGAACAACCUACCGGAAGCAGAAGUUGCUGUGGAUAAAGCAUUGAAAUCGGCUCAUGGGGAGUGCUAUGAGCACUGUUUAAGAGAACAUGCCGCAAUUCACACGCUGGAGAAAUCAUCAUCUUCUGCAGAUGCUCAAACUCAAGCUGCCUUCAGCUUAAUCAUUGGUUAUCUUGCAGAUCAUCGGAACUUGCCCGCAAAAGAUUUGCUGUCAAGAAAGUUUUGCCAGAAUGUUAAGAAGCAUAGGCUUAAGCAGUUAAUAGAUGACACUAUAGGUCCGGCAUCUGUAGAUUCUUCUCUGAUAAAUUCUGUCCUUGAAGUGUGCUUUGGCCCAUCUCUCCUUCCAGAAAAAAUUGGCAAAGUGAAGUACUUGGUUGAUUUUGUUGAAUCAGUGAUGGAGGUUCUUCCUGCAAACUAUCGCCUAGCCUUGGCAGUUGGUGGAUUCAUUGUUAAGCGGUACACAGGUGCUGACCCUACCUCCAUGGGCACCAGGUUCUGGGCAAGCUCUGUUCUGAUCAACUCCAUUUUCCAAGCUGUACCUGUUGCGCCAGAAUCGGUAUGGCUAGAAGGUGCCAGUCUCCUGGAGAAACUGCAUGCUGCAGAGACCGUGAAGAGGUUCCACCAGCAGGCAACAUCCGUCUACCCCUUCUCCUUCAAGCUGUGGCACGCGUACUUGAACGUCUGUAAGGCCGGCGGGAGCAACACAGAGAGCAUAGUGGAAUCUGCUAGGCAACGUGGCAUCGAGCUGAAUCUGACCCCUACCUAACUGUCCCUUUGAUCCAAAGACGAAGCGAUUCGGCAGACGGAGCUGUAGGUAGUGUUGUGUUAACUGGAGAUGACGUAGAUACUGGUGGUGGCGGUGGUGGUGGGAUCGUUUUGUUCUUCAGGCACAGGUUUAGUGGCACAUAGUCGUGGAUACCAUACAACAUCUAACUAGUGGCGAUGGAUACAAGCAUAUGGGCAUACAAUACAGUGGAAUGUUGGUGGCAGAUUUAUUGAUUUGUAACAUUUUAAUUAAUCCUUGUUUUCUCUGUUAUGCAUAAAUGUUGUUUUGAAGUAUCAUGAUUAAUGGAGAUAUGAAAUGAGAAUUUUGGUUCA